This is a messenger RNA of Rhagoletis pomonella (apple maggot), 830 nucleotides long. Its product is annotated as antigen 5 like allergen Cul n 1-like. The record is from RefSeq and is a predicted model, not a curated record. NCBI's taxonomy places the organism in Eukaryota, Metazoa, Arthropoda, Insecta, Diptera, Tephritidae. The transcript is spliced from 3 exons. The coding region runs from base 56 to 823 and encodes 255 amino acids.
GUCCAACUUUAGACACAUUAUCAGUUAUACCGUUGUUCUCACUUAAACGUUCACAAUGCAAUUAAAGUUUGUGCUAUUCGCUAUUUUAGUGGCGGCUUUUGAAAUUGUUUCCGCCACAAAUUACUGUGAUACAUCCUUGUGUAGUUCUGACCAACAUAUAGCAUGCAAUAAUACUGGGAAUUUUGCAUCGUCGUGCCAAAAUGCAGCCUUAGCCUCACUGACACAAGAAACUAAAAAUUUGAUUGUUAGUGCGCACAAUACCAAGCGUAACACAGUGGCUGGCGGAAGUACCGCACUCGAACCCGCUUGCCGCAUGGCCACCAUGACAUGGGAUGACGAAUUGGCCUUCUUGGCUGAACUGAAUGUCAAACAAUGCCAAAUGAGGCAUGACGCUUGUCACAAUACCGAUGCCUUCCAAUAUUCUGGCCAAAAUCUUGCUUGGAUAGGCUUCUAUGGAUCAGCGGACAUUGCGUCAUUGGCACAGCAAUCAGUCGAUUUGUGGUAUGACGAAAUUGAGGAUACCACAAUGGAUUAUAUAAAUAGUUAUCCAAAUAACUAUCAAGGACCCACCAUUGGCCAUUUUACUGUCAUGGUGGCCGACCGGAAUAUUAAAGUAGGAUGCGCCGCAUCCACGUACUCGGUGUCGGGCCAAUCAUAUAAGGCCUUCCUCUUCGCUUGUAACUAUGCCACAACCAACAUGAUUAAUUUCCCGAUUUACACAUCCUGUGAGACAGCGGCUUCGAAUUGUACUACUGGCAAUAAUCCAGACUUUAGUAGCCUUUGCUCAGUGUCAGAAGAAUAUGAUGUUAAUAAAUGGGUUUAAAAAGAAA